GAUUUCUGUCAAAAUGAAAAAUGUUUUCGAGGGAGGAGGAUACGUUUCGUGUGAAGUGAUAUAAAACUCGUCGCUUUUUCUCUACCUGCGCCCUCUGCUAAAUUGUUAAUUUAUUCCUAAUUUAUAUUUCCUAACGGUGUACGAUGUACUGAGAGAAUGUCGCGUUCAAUGAGCGAUCAAUAAACGGUGAAAUUCGGGUGAAAAGUUUUGCAGAUUGGAUCCGAGUCAAGGUCCUGUUCCUUCGUCCUGGCGCUCGGCCGGAAUGUCGGUCGACAGCAACACUCCGUUGGACCCUCGAGUCCAGGUGGAGCUGGAGAAACUGAACACGGCCACGGAUAACAUAAACAAAUUCGAGGUGGAAUUGGACGAGGCAAAAUGUGAUUUCAAGAAGUUUUUAGCUGAAAGUGUUGACAAGAUUAAGCAAUCCGCCCAUAAGCUGGGAAACUCUAUAGAAGCUGCCAAACCAUAUUAUGAAGCACGGCUUUAUGCUGCACAGCUUUCAAAGGAAGCACAACAAGCGCAACAAAAUCAUGAUAAGGCUAAGUCAGUUCAUGCAGCUGCCAAGGAGAUGGUUUACUUAGCAGAACAAGGACUAGGAGAAAAGUCUACCUUAGAUACGGCAUGCCAGGAGAUGUUAAGUCACGCUGCAAGUCGCGUAAACCAAUCGCAAAUAGAAUGCACUGAAACACGUAAUUUACUAAAAAUUACAGAGCUAAAAUUAGAGGUUGCCAACAGCCGUGUCUCUAAGUUACAAGCGCAAUUGAAGAGUGCUAUCAAGGCUUCCAGUUACAAUAUUCGAAGAAAACUACUUUUCAUGAAUUUAUUGGCCUACCAGCAUGAUUUAUUAAUUUUGCCAUACUAUGAAACCCGAGCCAACUACAACGGCCUGCUGAAAGCCCAGCGAGAAAAGAUCACUAAUUUGGAGAACAAAGUCAGUGACGCCAAGAUGACGUACAAUGAGGCACUAAAGAACCUAGAACAGAUAUCCGAAGAGAUUCAUAGAAUGCGACAGGAGAAAUGUGAUAGCUACAAUUUAAACAUAAGUUUCGACGAAAGCAAUAGCAGCCCAUGCAAUAAUAAAAUGACAUUUCCAAAUCAAAUUGAUUCCUGUGAUGAGUACUUAGACUUCCCGCCGAAAUUAAGCAUGAAAUCAAGUCCUGUUCGACAGAAGCGAUUCGAUCAGCAUGACUGCCCUCAUUUGUUACGUGACUUUGAGCACAGGAAUGAUUUCUUAAUUUCAUGCGUUAGUGAUUUAGCGUCAAAAAAUGAUGAUCGUAGUGCAAGUACUGCCGACUCGGUGUUCUCACCCUGUCAGGAUCCGUCUUCAAGCUCAGCGGUGUCAAAUUUGGCGGAUGAUAUCGAACAGUGGACAGAAAUACGUUUGUCGGAUAGUAGCAGUUCGGGGUAUUCACAUCAGUCGGUCAUUGAUGACCGAACUCCGCCCGGUAGUGAUACCUCUUCAUCGGAGGAUAAUAGGAAGGUUACGUGCACGACUGUUUUUAACGUAGAUGCUAUUGACGAUGCACAGAACAAGAAAAAAUCGGGAGAAGGCAUCGGAACGUGGAUCACGCGAUCCAGCAGCUUCAAGUCUUCGGGACGGCGCCAAAGUUUAGAUAUUCUUAUAGAUGCGAGCGAUCGGGUUAAGGAUGUAUUUGCAAGCAGCUUCCAAAAAGUAGGACGAAGCUUGGAACGUAGAAAUAGCGAAUCGGAAGUGAAUAAUGACAACGGUGAAUUCUUCCUAUUUUCGAGGAACGAGAAAGACACGCUAUCAGAUGAACAAGUAGAAAACUUGCUUUUAAAUGAGGAUGACAACAUGCUGAAGAACAUCGGUGACAUAUCAAAGUAAGCAAAUAUUCAGAGGAUCCAAAGCAAUUUUGACUAAUAUUGAAGGCUUUAGAACAGUGGUUAUCACUGUCAUGUUAUAUGUGGAAUUGUCUAGUCAACAAACAAUUUUAAAUUAUCAACUAUACAAACAGCUGAUAGAAAAUAAAGAAAAAAAGAAACUGAUUAAAGUUUCGAUUCAGAUAGCAAAAA
Messenger RNA from Hermetia illucens (black soldier fly), 2034 nucleotides. RefSeq lists its product as uncharacterized. Gene Ontology annotation, cellular component: cytoplasm. Bases 263 to 1846 code for a protein of 527 amino acids. Gene Ontology annotation, biological process: intracellular signal transduction; negative regulation of protein tyrosine kinase activity. Gene Ontology annotation, molecular function: protein kinase inhibitor activity. The transcript is spliced from 8 exons. The record is from RefSeq and is a predicted model, not a curated record. NCBI's taxonomy places the organism in Eukaryota, Metazoa, Arthropoda, Insecta, Diptera, Stratiomyidae.